AUCCAAUCCACGAUAAACCCCUCCCUCCAAAAAUCCAUCCAUCCAUCUUUCCGCUGUGUCCGGCACCGCCACCCUCGCCGCCCGGCGCAUCUCCCGCGGCUUCCUCCUCCACCGCCGCGCCUAUUUAACCACCUCACUCGCUCUCCCGCCAGCCCAACCGCAAGCUCCGCCAUGCACGCCCACGCCCCCGCCCCCCACGCCCUCGGCCUCCGCGUCCCUCUCCCCACGUUCCCCCGCCGCCGCGCUCGCCCGCGCCGGCGCCCCGCCGCGGCCGUCCGCGCCUCGGCGCCGCCGCAGAGAGAGACGGACCCCACUAAGCGGGUGGUGAUCACGGGGAUGGGGCUGGCGUCGGUGUUCGGGAACGACGUGGACACAUUCUACGACCGGCUCCUGGCCGGGGAGAGCGGCGUCGGGCCCAUCGACCGGUUCGACGCCAGCAGUUUCCCCACGAGGUUCGCCGGGCAGAUACGGGGGUUCUCGUCUGAGGGGUACAUCGACGGCAAGAACGACCGGAGGCUCGACGACUGCAUCCGGUACUGCAUCCUCAGCGGCAAGAAGGCGCUCGAGAGCGCCGGGAUCGGCGCAGGCUCCGACGCGCACGGCAAGCUUGAUGUGGGGCGGGCUGGUAUUCUUGUGGGUUCUGGCAUGGGUGGCCUUUCAGUAUUCUCCGAUGGUGUUCAGAAUCUUAUCGAGAAGGGAUACAGAAAAAUUUCACCUUUCUUUAUCCCAUAUGCUAUAACUAACAUGGGUUCAGCCUUGCUUGCCAUGGAUGUUGGUUUCAUGGGCCCCAACUACUCAAUUUCAACUGCGUGUGCAACCUCCAACUACUGCUUUUAUGCUGCCGCAAACCAUAUUCGUCGUGGUGAGGCUGAUAUCAUUGUCGCUGGUGGAACUGAAGCUGCCAUCAUUCCAAUCGGCCUUGGAGGUUUUGUAGCAUGUAGAGCACUAUCACAAAGGAACGAUGACCCAAUAACUGCAUCUAGGCCAUGGGAUAAAGAGCGAGAUGGCUUUGUUAUGGGUGAAGGUGCUGGUGUACUGGUUAUGGAGAGCCUGGAGCACGCAAUGAAGCGUGAUGCACCAAUAAUUGCUGAAUACUUGGGAGGUGCGGUCAACUGUGAUGCUUACCAUAUGACUGAUCCUAGAUCAGAUGGACUGGGUGUAUCAUCCUGUAUUACAAUGAGUCUCAGAGAUGCAGGUGUUGCACCAGAGGAGGUGAAUUACAUCAAUGCACACGCAACUUCGACACUUGCUGGUGACUUGGCUGAAGUAAGAGCCAUUAAGCAAGUCUUCAAGAAUCCAUCUGAGAUUAAGAUCAAUUCUACAAAGUCCAUGAUAGGCCAUUGCCUGGGUGCAGCAGGUGGGUUAGAAGCUAUCGCCACUAUCAAGUCCAUAACUACUGGAUGGGUGCAUCCUACCAUUAACCAAUUUAACCCGGAGCCUGAAGUUGAUUUUGAUACAGUAGCUAACGAAAAGAAGCAGCAUGAAGUGAAUGUUGCUAUUUCUAACUCAUUUGGAUUUGGAGGGCACAACUCGGUGGUGGUAUUCGCGCCAUUCAAGCCGUGAUUCGCCAUCACUUCAGAGAUAUAGAAUCCGCGGCAUCCUCUUGAUUAGAUGUUAGCCUGCUUGAAUUUACGGGCUUUGUGUAGCAAGUUUUGAUGAUUGGUAGAGUGGUGCUGCCUUAACCCGGACACUGUUGUUUAUAUGAUCAUUCUUUCGGGCGCUCCUCGUGUGUACCAUGUUGUGGAAAACCUGGAAUAGUGUAAAGGAUCAUUCAUCGGUAUUAUAAUUUGGUACAUAGUUCAUUUGGA
This is a messenger RNA of Aegilops tauschii subsp. strangulata, 1808 nucleotides long. RefSeq names its product 3-oxoacyl-[acyl-carrier-protein] synthase I, chloroplastic. Gene Ontology annotation, molecular function: 3-oxoacyl-[acyl-carrier-protein] synthase activity. Gene Ontology annotation, biological process: fatty acid biosynthetic process. The record is from RefSeq and is a predicted model, not a curated record. Gene Ontology annotation, cellular component: mitochondrion. NCBI's taxonomy places the organism in Eukaryota, Viridiplantae, Streptophyta, Magnoliopsida, Poales, Poaceae.